Messenger RNA from Triticum dicoccoides, 1613 nucleotides. RefSeq lists its product as uncharacterized. The coding region runs from base 102 to 1256 and encodes 384 amino acids. Gene Ontology annotation, molecular function: double-stranded DNA binding. The record is from RefSeq and is a predicted model, not a curated record. The transcript has a single exon. Gene Ontology annotation, biological process: regulation of DNA-templated transcription. NCBI's taxonomy places the organism in Eukaryota, Viridiplantae, Streptophyta, Magnoliopsida, Poales, Poaceae.
AACAACAACAAAAAAAUCCUCUUGCUCUCGCUCCGGCCGGGCCGUCGUUCCCCAUUCCCUCGCCGCCGGCGCCACCGCGCCGCUGCCUACAGCACUACGCCAUGCUCCGCCUCCACAAGCAUAUCCUCGCCCAUCUCCUCUCUUCUCCAGCCACCUCUCCCGUAUCCCAUCUCCACCGCCUCAUCUCCGCCGCCGCGCCCGCCAUCUCCUCAAGCACCGGCUUCGCCGUGGAGGAGUACCUCGUCUCCACCUGCGGCCUCACCCGACCCCAGGCCCUCAAGGCCUGCCCCAAGCUCUCCCACCUCAAAUCCCCAUCCAAGCCCGACGCCGUCCUCGCCCUCCUCGCCGGCCUCGGCCUCUCCGCCGCCGACAUCGCCUCUCUCGUCGCCAGGGACCCGCGGUUCCUCUGCGCCAAAGUGGAGAAAACCCUGGGCCCCGUCGUCGCGGGGCUCGCCGGCGUCGGUCUCUCGCCUUCGGAGGUCACACGCCUCGUCUCGCUCUCCCCUCACAGCUUCCGCUCUAGAUCCAUCGUGUCCAAGCUGCACUACUGCUUGCCUCUCUUUGGGUCCUCUGAGAACCUCCUCCAGGCCCUCAAGAGGAGCUCCUCCCUUCUUUCGUCUGACCUCGACGGCGUGGUCAAGCCCAACGUCGCGUUGCUGCGGGAGUGCGGGCUAGGUGCUUGUGAUAUUGCCAAGCUAUGCAGCAAUCAACCAGGUUUGCUCACCAUCAAUCCAGAGCGCUUCAAGGGACUCGUGGCAUGCGCCGAAAAGAUAGGUGUGCCCCGUGGUUCUGGGUUGUUUAGGCACGCGCUGCAUGCUAUUGCAUUCGAUAGCGAGGAGACCAUCACAGCCAGAGUGGAGCACUUGAAGACCACGUUCAUGUGGACGGAUGGCGAGGUGGGAAUUGCUGUUUCUAGGUUCCCAUUGAUGCUGUCGAGGUCCAAAGAAUCACUGCAGCGUAGGUCUGAGUUCCUCAUCUCUGAGGUGGGCUUGGAACCGGCGUUCGUUGCUCAUCGACCCGUAAUGCUCGGUCACAGUCUAGAGGGCCGGCUCAGGCCCCGGUACUAUGCUGUGAAGUUUCUCAAGGAAAAUGGAUUGCUCAAGCGUGACCCAAACUACAGUACCGUUUUCAAGAUGAGUGAGAAGGUAUUCAGGAAGAAGUUCAUAUUCCCUCACAAGGAGGCUGCGCUGCACCUCGCAGAAGACUAUGAUGCCGCUUGCAAGGGGGAAGUGCCGACUAAUUUCAGAUUCACAUAAGCCAAGACGGGCUAUGAUGUACUCCCUCCGUUCCUAAAUAUUUGUCUUUUUAGAGAUUUCAAAUGGACUACCACAUACGGAUGUAUAUAGACAUAUUUUAGAGUGUAGAUUCACUCAUUUUGCUCCGCAUGUAGUCACUUGUUGAAAUCUCUAGAAAGACAAAUGAACGGAGGGAGUAAUUGUGUGCUGGUUGUCUGCUGUUGUAUGACUAUUAGAUGCUGGCUUGGUCAUUGCUAACGUGUGAUGGAAUUGAUAAUUUGAUCCCGAACACUGGUAUGUAAUACUAUCACUCAGGAAUGGGUUGGUUAUGAACUUUCUCGUCCUCAUUCAUGUUCUAAACACAUGUAUUGGAACUAA